Sardina pilchardus (European sardine) is the source of this 5152-nucleotide messenger RNA. Its product is annotated as protein capicua homolog. Gene Ontology annotation, molecular function: DNA-binding transcription factor activity, RNA polymerase II-specific; RNA polymerase II transcription regulatory region sequence-specific DNA binding. The record is from RefSeq and is a predicted model, not a curated record. Gene Ontology annotation, biological process: regulation of transcription by RNA polymerase II. Gene Ontology annotation, cellular component: nucleus. Lineage: Eukaryota; Metazoa; Chordata; Actinopteri; Clupeiformes; Clupeidae.
GCCAGAGAAAAGGGACCGGAGGCUCUAGGGGAGGAAUUCGAGGGGAAGAGUCGCGAGGCCAAGUCAAUGAUGUGAUACAGCGAUUUUUUUUUUUACUACUACGAAUCCUCAUCGAGUAUUCAGGCGCGAGCGAGUGAGCGGUCGCGCCCCACGCGCUAAAGCUGUGGAUUCGGAGUGACCCCACUGCAGCAACCGGGAGCGCUGCGCUCCGGACUCACGGACCGAUCUGCCGUUAACGAUACAAAAAGCCGUCAUUUCGACCAAGGAGCAUCUCUUCUGAGCUUCUGUUCGGUCACACACGCGAUCAACGCAUCCUUUCCGGUACACAGUGAACGGUCUCGCGGCCGAGCGAACGGAGAGGUGUCGCACCGCCAUCUGUCAUCAUCGCGCGGCUCGGGCUAACGUUAUUCGCCAAAUAACCGAGUGAUAACCGGGGCAUCUAGCUCACAUCUCGGUUGACAGCGACUGCGGGCCAUGAUCGUGUAUAAGGAAGGCGAUUUGAGGCAUAUGUGAGCAUGUGUGUGUGAGAGUCGUGGAGGGCGGGCGAAGUGAAGUCAUUUAAAACAGAAGUGUGCAUCACCAGCGUCGGGUUUGGCGACUUGCGAGUCAUCAUUUUGGGGAAUUAACUAGAGAACAAGAACGCGUCUAUCUAUGAUGGUCUGCUGAAAUAUUGACUAAUGUGAAUAAUACAAUCAGAACAGAUAUCCCAUCUCUACCAUCAUAUAGGCCUAGGCUACCAUAAAGAAGCUUAUUUUUACAUAAUUCCACAGAAGUGAUCCGAAAGAAAUUGGUCUUAAGUGCUCAUCUGGCGGGUCAGUGGCUGUUUUUAUUAAAGGCCGCUGUCAGAUUUGUAAGCCUGCAGAAUUGGCAGUGAGGUCGCGGGUUGACUUGGGUCUUGAAUCCGCAUCUCGCUUCUGCUUUUCCCCGUGACCGUUAACGGCGACUGAGCUGAAACCAUCCCUCUCACUCAGGUGAACAGCGGCUCGACUGGGCUGGCUGAUAAGUCACCUGAGGUCUCAGUUUAAACCGCAUUUCUUGCUCGUGUGUUUGCUGUCUGAUGUUAUAAGCGCUGCGUUACUACGAGCAUCUGCGGUCUGACCAGAUCUCGCUUGUGAACGGAUGUAGCCUCGAUCACUGCGACAUGAGGACACGGACCUUGGCUGCAGGACCCGGGAUGGUCCGCGAGGAAGGGCUGCUUUGGAUCGCGCCUGCCGCACGCUGAUGCCGUUUCUGAGGGAGAACCCUCGUCAGGUCUGCCAAAGAGGUUUCGGUUCGGGUGUCGCCUGCACCGGAUUCCGUGCCCAGCAAACGGCGCGUCUGCGUCAGUCCCUGAUCGCAAGGACAGGUGCACAUUGUGCUGCAGACUGAAAUAAACUCUCUCUCUCGUGGUUGUCGAGGAAAGUAACGGAAUUGUAAAGGUUUCCUGAAACAGUUGUGAUGUAACAUGUCCUAAUACGAAAUCAAAUCACACAGCACAGAAUCUUAACUGUUAGCCCUUGUACUGCAGUUUUAUCCAUGUUUAGCUACUAUGCUUAGCUGAUAUCACACAUGAUGUUUUUUUGAUACCUGCUCAAGGUGCUGCGUUUAAGUUCGAAGAUCGAUCGCACAGCCAAAAUCGCUUUUUACUGAAGUGCCCCAGCUGUGAAAAUGGGAGACAUGGCCAAACCCAACAAAAUAGCCAUUUAACCAGUGGGUAGCAAACCUAUGCUAGCGUUAGCUUCCAAAUUAAUGAUAGCUCGCCUCUUAGCAUCUCUGGGGUCGACUGGGUCCAUCAGAUCGAUCUGAAACCCACAUUGGCUACUCACUAAGAGAUAAAGAUUGCUCGACUAUUUCAGAGACGUGCUCACACAUGUAAAGCCUCCAACGUUCAUCAAAACAAUCAGAUGAGUGUCGGACAGCAGUGCAACUCGAGACCGAGGAUGUGAGCACGGCCUAGUUAACCCAUUCAGCGCCGCACAGAUUUGUAAAUGUAAACAAACAGAGAAGGAGGCGCUACCGCUAACUGGACCAAAAACCGAAGGCAGACUUUGCAGUCCUGCUGUACGCUUUAAUGUGUUGCCACGCAUUUCUUUACAAUAUUUGAGUGAUUUACAUGACUAAGUAUUUAUGUUACUUUAAUGCAGUUCGCCUGGAACCCUAGGACAGCUGUUGUGGCGUGGUCGUGUUUGUGUUGGCAGCUUAGAGCAGAGAUGAUGUCAGGGGCACCCGCUGGAUUGAUUUCACCGUGUUUUCAAUAAAUCUGGCCGACGCGAGAACUGCACAAGAACAGCUCGGAACGCCCGAGAGCUCCUCUCUGUACGUGCGUCCGUGAGGCGAUGUCGGUGAAGGCAGACGGGAGACAGGAGCGGUGCAGCCUUCGCGUGUGACCCCGUUUUGCCCCACGCACUCUUCGUCACCCGCGGAACUGUGGAAGGAUUCUGUUUUCUCUUUGAGCGGACGGACACCUCCAUCCAUUUGGAAAAAAAACUUGUUUUUCAACAGGAUUUUUGUGUUUUGUUGGGGAAAUUGUUGCGUUUUUUCCCCUUCGUUGUUAAUAAUUCCACUGGCAUCACCAGUAAGGACCAUUCUGCAGCCAUGUUUUCAUCCGAGAGCCCUCAGUAUCUGCGCCAGGGACUGAGCAUGUUCGUGUGGACCAAUGUGGAGCCCCGGUCAGUGCCAGUGUUUCCAUGGCAUUCAUUGGUGCCCUUCCUGGCCCCCACCCAACCAGAGCCAGCGGCUCAGCCGGGGGAGGGACAACAGCCUGUCAAUCAGCUGCAGGCAGCCGGUCUGAAGAAAGAGUUUCAGGGCGGGGUCGUUCAGCUGAAGGAGAGCAGUGAUGCCACCCCCCAGCCCACCGUCACCAUGGAGACCGCGACCCCUGACCCCCGGGAGCGGGACCGCGACGGCGAGCGUGAGAGACCGGACAGCGAGGCCGAGAGUGACGUGGAUGACCCGUUCUUCCCGGGGGUGAUGCCGGACCCCCCCAUGUCUGUGUCCCCGGUGAAGAGGAGGACCCAGUCCCUCAGCGCCCUGCCCAAAGAUGGAGACAAGAACAGCCCAGGGAAGAGGGAGAAGGACCACAUUCGGCGGCCGAUGAACGCGUUCAUGAUCUUCAGUAAGCGCCACAGAGCGCUGGUGCACCAACGCCACCCCAACCAGGACAACCGCACCGUCAGCAAGAUCCUGGGGGAGUGGUGGUACGCGCUGGGCCCCAAGGAGAAGCAGAAGUACCACGACCUGGCCUUCCAGGUGAAGGAGGCCCACUUUAAGGCGCACCCGGACUGGAAGUGGUGCAACAAAGACAGGAAGAAGUCCAGCUCUGAUGGGCGGGGCCUCUCGGAUGGGCGGGGCAUCUCUGAUGGGCGGAGCCUGGGCGGGCCCAAAGACGUCAGGGAGAGGAGCAUGUCCGAGACCACCGAGCCUCCGUCCAUCUCCUUGGGAAUGGAGCUGAAGGGGGCGGGGGCUGGGAUGGUGGGCGUCGCUGAUCGCGCUGGAGGGGCGGGGCCUGGAGGUCAGCUGACUCGUCCUCGUGCUUUUUCCCAGAGUGCCGUGCACACCCUGGAGCGCAGCGAGCGCGGGAACACACAGGCCCUGGCAGAGCUGGCACAGAUGUGUGGUGACGGGGGUCCCCAGUUGUCGGGGCGUGUCUCUCUCUCUCGUGCCCAGCGGGGGGUCAGCGAGGACAUGACCAGCGACGAGGAGCGCAUGGUCAUCUGCGAAGAGGAGGGCGACGACGACGUCAUCGAGGAUCCGUACCCUGCCAGUUCCAUAGACCUAAAGUGUAAGGAGCGCGUCACAGACAGCGACAGUGAGAAUGGAUCAGGAGACGAAGGAGAACGCAAGAGGGUGUUUGCUGGUGUGAUAUGCUCCUCCUCCUCCUCUCAUCAUGGGCGGAGCCUGUCUCUCUCGGCCUACCCGUCUCGUCGCUAUGGCGACGGAGAGUCCACGGCGAGCGCCGAGCGCAAGAGGAAGAGAGGAGCGGAGGGAGGAGAGGAGCAGAAGGAGGGAUGCCCAGACGGAGGAGGAGGAGGAGGAGGAGGAGGAGGAGGCGGGACUAUGAUAUUCCCGGGCGCGGGACCUGUGAGUUUGGGGGUGUGUCUUCCGUCGUCAAGAGGAGCGUCUACCGUGGUUACAAGCGUGGUGCGUCCCGUCGUCAGCACCCCCAAAGCUCCUCCCACCACACAGUUCCUCAUUGGACCAGCCUCUGGAGGAGGCGGAGCUGGGUACUCCUCCUCGCCCAAUCCCGUGGCUGCAGGGGCGGUGCCAGGAGGACUAGUGACCAAUCUGAUGGUGGGAGGAGCCUAUUCAGGCCAGCCUGCUGUGCAGCUCAUAAACCCCUCCCACUCCCUCCUUAACCCCGCCUCCUCUCAGAGUAAUGGCCCCGGCCCUCUGUCCCUGUUGCAGGCCUCUCUGGUGCCCCCCGGUGGUGGGAAAGCGCUGGUGCAGGCCUCUCUGGCGCCCCCUGGCCUCACGCAAGUGCAGUACAUCCUGCCCACUCUGCCCGCCUCCAACCCCAAGAGCCCGUCCCCCCAGCUGUCCGUCCAGCCAGCCAGCGUCUUCACCCUGCCCUCGGCCCCGCCCACGCAUGGCUCGCUGGCCAAUGGGAAGCAGGCAGGGGUGGCGCCAUUGACGGGAUACGCCUCCAGUCCUGCAAUGGGAAUGGUCAGCUCUGGGAACACGGGAGUGCAAACGCAAUCACAAGUCUUGCAGGGCAAGAUGAUUGUUCCCAUGGCGACAGUGAGGACAGCACAAGCCCCUUCUCAACCCUCAUUUCCUGUAGUGGCUCCUCCUCUUCCUGUCCAGAAUGGAGGUCAAACAGGAAGUAAGAUCAUCCAGAUCGCUCCUAUGCCUGUCGUCCAAUCACAGCUCUCCACUGGAGGAGCAAUGCAUUCUGGGAGCCCGUUCCCCAUUUCCAUGGCAACUGCCGCAGUGGUCACCCCAGGGUCCACCCCCUCUCAGGCAGUGCUGCUGCCGCCGCCUGCAACCAGGAUUACGUAUGUUCAGUCCACACCGGGCGUCCCGUCUCCUUUGCCUCUGGUAUCCACGACAACAGGCUCCACCCAGUCAACUCCGCCCCCUUCUGGAUCUGCGUAUGUCACAUCGCCCCUGGCAACGCUUGGCUUCACUGCCAUCGCCCCACCUGGACAAACACUCGUCCAGCCACUGCUCCCAG